AUGUCUGCAUAUUAUUCUACAUUAAAAAGAGGGCUCAAAUGGUUCAGAAAAGUGGGUAUGGAAUAUUUAUUUGGCAUGGCGUUGGUAAACGCUUGGAUUAUAUACAACAUGAAAAAUGAGAAGAAGGUUUCAAAGAAAGAAUUUACAGAAGCAUUAAUACAAUCAAUUACUGGAAAAAAUAUAUGCCCUGAUAGAAAUCAAGUAACACCUACGGCCGAUCAUAUCCUUGAGAUGAGCGGUAAACGGCGAAAUUUUGUAGGGUGCUAUGAAAAACUGCGGGAAACCAUGAAGAGUUCCGAGGUGAAAAGGAAAGUAAAAAAAUUUAAAACAUACUGCAGAAUGUGCAAGCAAAAUCUUUGUGCGAAAUGUUUUAAAGACAGCCAUUAAUAAAUAAUUAAAUAAACAAUUUUUAUUUCUUUACUUUAAUUCUGUUUUAUUUUCGAUAUCCCCUUAUUUUUGUC
This is a messenger RNA of Bombyx mandarina (wild silkworm), 461 nucleotides long. RefSeq lists its product as uncharacterized. NCBI's taxonomy places the organism in Eukaryota, Metazoa, Arthropoda, Insecta, Lepidoptera, Bombycidae. The record is from RefSeq and is a predicted model, not a curated record.